Messenger RNA from Corythoichthys intestinalis (scribbled pipefish), 6960 nucleotides. RefSeq lists its product as uncharacterized. The transcript is spliced from 7 exons. The record is from RefSeq and is a predicted model, not a curated record. Bases 340 to 6618 code for a protein of 2092 amino acids. NCBI's taxonomy places the organism in Eukaryota, Metazoa, Chordata, Actinopteri, Syngnathiformes, Syngnathidae. Gene Ontology annotation, biological process: fatty acid biosynthetic process. Gene Ontology annotation, molecular function: fatty acid synthase activity; 3-oxoacyl-[acyl-carrier-protein] synthase activity.
AAACUCGCAGCAGAAGGAUGAUUGGAUGCCUUGCAAUUGGACCUCUGUCAAUCGCAAUGAGAUUGACAGAGCAAAAUCUUUUCAAAUCUAGUCGGGGCAGAUUUUUGACUCGGGUAUAAAAUAAAAAUUUCCGCCCGUACGUUAUCAGACUGCACAGGCGGCGGCGUAGAGACAUCAUUUUUUGACGCGAGGAUGCUGAUAAACAUAGAAACGGAGAAAAUUGAGGUUUAACAUCAUUUGUUUGGGUCAAAAUAAGAAAAAUGCACGUCAGCUGAACCUUUUUUUUUUUUUUUAAACACUAAGCUGAGUUUUAGUUUGCAACAUCACUGAGGCCUGCGGAUGGAGCGAGCCCAGGACGCCAUCGCCGUGGUGGGCAUCGGCUGCAACUUCCCAGGCGGCGAAGGUCUGGAAAACUUCUGGAAGGUUCUGGUGAGCGGCCGCAAUUGUUCGGUGUCCAUUCCCAAUGAGCGGUUCGACUCGUCAGCCUGGUAUGACCCCGACGACAACAAGGCGGGCAAAUCCCGCACGGCCCAGGCCGCCCUCAUUGACGGUUUCAACCACUUUGACCACAAGUUCUUUGGCAUCAGCGACAGCGAGGUGGAACAAAUGGACCCUCAGCAGAAGCAGCUCCUUCAAUGCGUCUACAGAGCUCUGGAAAACGCCGGGAUUCCCAUGGAAAAAGCCAGCGGGACCAGAACCGGAGUCUAUUUUGGCCUCAUGAACCGAGAUUACGAGACCAACGCGGCUCACGUACCCCCCGGUAUCAUCAACCACUGGACGGGGGCGGGUCUGGCCAUGAGCAUCGCCGCCAACAGAGUCUCCUAUAUUUUCAACUUUACCGGGCCGUCCUUCGCCCUGGACUGCGCCUGCUCCUCUUCCCUGGUGGCCCUCCAUCAGGCCUGCCAGGCCAUCCGAUAUGGCGACUGUGAAAUGGCGGUGUGCGGCGGUGUCAACUGCAUCAUCGAGCCAAGGGUGUUCGUAGCCCUCAGCAAGGCCAAGAUGAUCUCCCCGGACGGGACCAGCAAGCCUUUUUCCAACAAAGCCAACGGUUACGGCAGAGGGGAAGGAUGCGGCGUGGUUAUUCUCAAGCCUUUGACCAAGGCCUUACGGGACCAUGAUCACAUCUGGGGCAUCGUCAGCAAAACCGCCGUCAACCAAGACGGACGUUCCGUCACUCCGAUCACCAAACCAUCCGUGACGCAGCAAGAAGAGCUUCUGCGGAUGGUGUACUCUGAGCGCGACCUCGCCAGUGUGCAGUACGUGGAAGCUCACGGCACCGGAACGCCGGUCGGAGACCCGACGGAAGCAGCCAGCCUCUCCAACGUCAUCGCCAAAGCGCGAGCCGAGACUCUGCGGAUCGGAUCGGUGAAAAGCAACAUCGGACACACGGAAUCUGCCGCCGGGGUGGCAGGACUCAUCAAGGUGCUCCUCAUGAUGAAGCACGAGACUUUCGUUCCUUCCGUUUUCUUCUCGGAGAAGACGGCCAGCGUAGACUUCCGGGCUUUGAACAUGCGGGUUAUUCAGGAAGUCGAAAAAUGGGAAGUCGGCAGAGGGCGGGUCGCGGGAAUCAACAAUUUCGGCUUCGGGGGUACGAACGCUCACGCGAUCGUCACACAGCAUCGGCCGUCGCUUGCCGCCACCAAGAACGAUAGCAGGAAGGUGAAAUAUUUUGUCAUGUCGUCAAGUUCGCCAAAGUCUCUCACUCUCACGCUAGAAGAUACCGCAAAACGUCUCGAGGACGACACGGAUCUGGACCGUCUAUUGUACACGGCGGCGUGCAGGAGGAGCCACCUCAAACACAAAUACAGGCGAGCCUUCGCCGUUUCAUCCGUAGUAGACCUCAAGGAGAAGCUCCAGGCUGCCGUCAGCAAAAAUACGACAAGCAUUUCGCUCACGGAUCCUAAGUUAGUGUUUGUCUUCUGCGGUAACGGCGUCACCUACCACGGCAUGGGCAAGCAGCUGCUUCGACACGAGCCGGUUUUCAGAGACAAAAUCCAGGAGAUUUCUCAACUCUACCGAAAAUUAAGCGAGCUGGACAUCCUGGACGCUCUCGAAAGCGAGAUUGAACCUAUUGAUUACAAUAGGUCAGAUAUGGUCCAGCCGCUUCUCUUUGCUCUACAGGUGGGCGUCUUCACUUUGCUCGAGCACUGGGGCGUCAAAGCCGACGCCGUGCUGGGGCACUCCGUCGGCGAGGUGGCGGCGGCUCACUGCUCCGGCCUCUUGUCCCUAGGGGACGCCCUCAAAGUCAUCCACUUCCGCAGCGUUCUACAGAGAGAAGCUGCCGGGGGGAAGAUGCUGGUGAUCAGCAAUAUGGCCGUAUCAGAGGUCAAAGCUCUUCUCCCUCAAUUUUCAGGGAAGGUUUGUCUCGCCGCUUAUAACAGCCCACAGUCCUGCACCCUCUCAGGGGACGCAGACGCCAUUGACAACCUUCAGGAACAACUAAGCCGCUCAGCUAACAGUGAGAACCUCUUCAUCCGCGCCCUAGAGGUCCCCGCUGCUUAUCACAGCCACAUGAUGGAUCCAAUCCUGCUAAAAAUCAGGGAGGCCAUUGGUUCCUUACAAGAGAACAAGUCCAGCGUGCAAUUGUUCUCAACCGUAACCGGCAAGGAGGCCGAGGCGGGGGAUUUCUGCUCAGGCGAUUAUUGGGCUAAAAACGUGCGAGACCCCGUCGCUUUCGAGCAAGCGGUCAGAGCGGCCGGCCGGGGGAAAAACAGCACGGUCUUUUUGGAAAUAGGUCCGAGACGAGCUCUCCAGAGAAACAUCGCGGAGACACUAGGCAACGACACCCCCGUCGUUGCCUCGCUGCAACCGGGCAAAGAUCACGAGACGCUCUCGUCCGUGGUUUCAAAGCUGUUUGAGCUCGGGGUCCACGUCGACUGGGAGACUUUUUAUUCCGGAUUUGAGUCACCGCCGCUGCAUUUCCCGAGAUACCAGUUUGACUCCUCGGAGAGAGACAUCAUCAUCAAAGGGUCUCAGAACAACACUAGGAGUGAACACCCUUUACUUUGCACCACAGGGAGCGAGAGCAACAUCUUCAGCUGCGACGUCACGUCCGACUCCGCCUUCUACUUGAAAGAACACAGGCACAACAAAGUGCCCAUCAUCCCCGGGGCUUUUUACGCCGAGUUGGGUUUAGCUGCAUUUAUGUCUUGCGCGAAACCAAAAGUCCCUCUCAACUCCCUGCAGCUCAGUGUCAGUUUCCACAGCCCGUUUGUAAUCACCCCAAAUCCUCUAGAAAUGAAGGUGCAAAUGGAUCAGAAAGAGAACGACACUAAUUUCACUGUGUUCUCCUCAUCUGCCAUGUACGCUUCAGGGACGGUCACGUUAAACAAAGAGCGACCGGUCGAAGAGCGGUGCAUUGACCUGAGCAGCAUUUACAAAAGAUGUGCAUCAGUAGUGACUUAUCAGGAAUUUUACGGUUAUCUUGCGCAAGGAGGCUUUCAAUAUGGAGAUGUCUUCACAAAUAAGGCAAACGUACACUACGGGGAAGAUUUGAAAGAAGCUUUUGCCUUGAUCACAGUUCCUCAGGCGCUACGAUCUCAGUUGCACGAGUACUGCAUUCAUCCGGUAGUGCUGGACUUCCUAAUGCAGCUUCUACCGGUCACAGUAGAGCACAGUUUUGCCGGCAGACCUGGAUUCCCCGCCAAGAUCGGGAGUUUGACCGUUUUAGAACCCUUGCAAGAGGAGAUGACCGUCUACUUGAGGGCGACCGAUGUCGGCGAAGACCACUACGAGGUUUGCGGAUGUUUUGCCGAUCGACGCGGUCGGAUCUUGGUUGAGGUUAAGCACGUGUUGAUCAAGCACCUCGGCAGUCGCUGUCACGUGGUCGAGGAGUACUUCUACCACAAUGAGUUCAGUGUCAUCCCGGAGGGGAUCACAAAUGAUCCACCUCCUAAGGCCUUAGUCUUUUCCGAUCAAAUUGGGAUCGCAGAAGCUCUGCAGCCACACUUAGACUCACAAUCCAAGUAUAUUCCGUUCAAACAUGCUGAGGAUAUCCUGGCCGGUGGUUUUCCAUCUCUCUUGGCAAACCUCAACCUUACAGACCUUAACAACUUUCAGGAAGUUUUGUUUUUGUGGGGCAAAGAAAACCUCACUUCCCUAACGCCCGAUGAAAUUCUUCAGAAUCUGGCCAAUUGCUGUGAAAUUUUCCGCCAGGUUGUCCUGGAGCUCAAACGAAUUCACUUCCCGAACUCCAUCCGAGCGGUAACCUACCAUUCGUCCGAGUUAACGGUCGAGCACGUAAAUCCGGGGUUUGCCAUGGUCGGCAUGACCAGGGCGCUUGAAGCAGAAAUAGCCGAACUUUCAUUCCAGUUAGUCGACAUCAACUCCGUCUGCGCUGAGGACAUUGCAACUCUUUCCAAGGUCCUGCGAGCUUAUCCCUGCAGCAAGUACCCAGAACUCGUAGUUAAAGACGGCGCAAUUCUAAAACCUUCCAUUACCCGUACCCCACCUGAACUCAAUAACAGUUUAGAUACAACUUUUGUGUCCGACACCUCUGAACCUUGCAUCUUUCAGACUGCGGAUGCUUUCAAAAUGAGUGGCUUGAGUGCCGUUCAGGUCCAUGCUGACGCAGAACAAAUGAGCGAUACGUCAGUUGAAAUUAAGCCCGCUAAGUUUUGCGUCCAUUCGUCAGAGUACUUCCCUGUGAGUGCUUCCCAUUUAAAAUUUGGCCAGACAUUAUACUGGAACCAACACUCCUCACAGAAUCACAAGCUACUCAUGCUGGACUUUAGUGGGAUCAUUACCAAAGUCGGAAAGGAUGUUAGGAAACUAAAAGUGGGAGAUACUGUGGCUUCCUGUUACCCUACAGUGGCGUCCGAUAGGAUCAGAGUCCCGAAGGAUGCGUGUUACACCACUAAACAAUUUCCCUUUCUUGAAACAACACCCUGUGUUUCCUACUUUGUGCUGGCAAGGGAAAUCCUGUACGGGGUUUUGCCAAAAGCAAAGAAUAAUCUCGGAAUCGUAUGCCCCAGUCCCGAUUCUGGUCUGGUGACGGUUUUGACGAUUGCCGCUCAAAAGUCAGGGUGGAAUGUUUUCGUCGGAGCGGAUGGCUCCUUUAAAGACGUCACUCAUUUGGACGCGUUGGUAGUCCUGCCUCCGUUUAAAAAAACUUUGAUUGCAGAAGUCUGCGACUUCCCUGGCGUCAAGAAUGUCGUCCUUCUCCGUGGAUCUCAAAUGCAACAUUUUCUCACCCAGGAUGACCUCCAAAGUGUAAAAGAAAGUGUCCACGUGCACACAGUUGACAUUCAAAGUAUUUUAACAAAAGGAUCUCUAUGUGCUCGAAGGCCACGUGUUUAUGACUGGCUUAAGUCCUUAAACCUGAACAAGAAGUUUUCCCUGGAGAGCUUUACCUAUCAAUGUAAGACGUCUGAGAAGAUCCAUAGCUUUCCCUCAGACAACUCAGAGUCUUACUUCCAUGCUAAGAAGCUAGCUGUCGUGGCACUAGCAAAAGGUCAAACCGCCAUGACGUCAAAUAUUCCACUUCUGUGCUCCAAAAAACAGCUUUUCCGAAAACGAUCGGUGUACAUCGUGACGGGCGGUCUGACCGGGCUGGGCUUUGAAACGGUCAAGUUCAUUUCUCAAAAGGGCGGCGAGGUUGUCGUCACGCUCUCCAGGAGUGAACCCUCGGCAGAAGUGCGGCAGGAGAUCCAAAACGUACAGAAUCAGUGCGGGAACAGCGUCGUUAGCAUGCAGUGUGACAUUAGCGUGGCGGAACAGGUGUACCGAGUUGUCCGCGACAUCCAGCUUAAGUUCAAAGGUUAUCCCAUCAGAGGGGUGUUUCACAGUGCGGUCGUUUUGCGCGACGCCCUGAUCGAGUCCCUUGACAGGUCCAGUUACGAGGAAGUUUUUAAGCCCAAAGUCAAUGGUGUGCUUAACUUGCACAAAGCAACACUAAGCUUCCAGUUAGAUUACUUUGUUUGCUACUCUUCCGUAUCCGCCUUUCUAGGAAACGCCUCACAAACAAACUAUGCGGCAGCAAACACAUUUCUAGACUUGUUCUGCCAGUACAGGCGCAAGCUAGGCCUGCCGGCGCAGUCCGUCAACUGGGGAGGCCUGAACCUCGGGCUCCUCCUGAACAAAGAGAAUUUCCAUCGCUUCCUGGAGGCCAAGGGGAUGAUGGUACUCAUGGUGGCCGAGAUCCACAAAAGUCUGGAACAAUGCUUGCUGCUAAAUCGAUCGCAACAAGCUAUCUGCCGCUUCCACUUUAGGAACAUCCGCUUUAACAUCCUCUCGCAAAACAUCUCCCUGACCAUGCGUCUUUCUGCUCUGGUGGAGCAAGCCCUUCAAAAGUCAAGAGAGUUGGCUUCUCAAAACAAAAACACCGAGGAGGUGCCGGCCAGAGAUUACGUGGUCUCGCUCCUUAGCAAAACCAUCGGCGUGGACGUCAACCAACUAAAAGACGACACGCCGCUGUCCUCGCUCGGUACAGACUCCAUGCAGGCCAUGACGCUGCAAAACCUCAUCUACCAGGACCGAGGUGUCAAUGUACCACUGGUAAAACUUUUGGAUCCCAAUGCCACGAUAACUACAGUGGUGGACAUUUUGGGUGAGGUAGGAACUAAGGACCCUCAAGUUCAGUCGACCGAUGAUCCCAGCACAAUUUCGACCAGAUUUUAAGCAACCUGGGUAUGAGAUAGAGUGCUUAACCUUCACUUAGGAAUGAGCAAAACCGUGCUCCAAUUCUUCUCAGGACUUCCAUUUCAAUGUGUUUAAUUUGAAUGUGGUGGACGAACCAGAAUUGCUGUAAAAAUGAAAUGUUUUUUUACAUUGAACACACAGUAACUUUGGCAUAUUGCAACACUCAAAGUAAGGAAACACAUUAACAACCUUACCGUGGUUGUAAUGGCUUCAAUAUUUCAUAAAUGAAAGCUAAUUUAUUUCUAGUCUGGAACUGGGUAUUUUUUAAUGUUCCUCAUCAAGAGUCUCCUGGCUGAUAAAUAUUUUCCUUACCAGCUCUUG